CUGGGAGCGUUCGUUUCUUAGUUGGGCAGGCGCGAGGAGCCCUGGGCGGAGUCGUUGGGUUCAGAGUCGCGCGCGCGUGCAGCCAGCGAGUGGCGUCCGUGCCGCCGGUGAAGUGUGGAGGAGGCGCGUGCUGCCGCCGUUGCCGGAGCGCUCGGUUCGGGCAGCGUUUGUGCAUCGGGGAAGAAGUGUUUCUGUCUCUGCGGUUAUACAACGCGAGCCCCUGGCUCGUGACGAGUAGGGCGUGCGAGCACAAUUGGGAGCGAGUGCUCGUGAGCAAAGAGCGGCCAUCGUCAUCGCCAUCAGAGGGGAGGGGGGCUCGCUCCAAAAACACUCCACCACGCUCCUCUCGGAUUAGUGGGUCCGACCUGAGCCCCCACCGCCCCCCCCCCCACGGCCACAUCCCCCUUGCCCCCCACCCAGACCCCCCCCCCCCCACUUACUCGUGACGGCGGUGUCACAGGAGUCCCGCGACCAUGUCCGGACCCCUAAAGGGGGUCGGCCCCCCCCUCCACGCUCGCUUCUACGCGGACGCUGCACCCCGCGGGGACCCCUUGGACAGCAUCUCCCUCCCGGCGCUCCUCCAGUCCAGCGAGAACCGCCGCAUCGCCGCCUUCCAGCUGCCAGACUUUGAACCGCCUCCUCCUCCUCACGCGGCGUGUGGCUUCCAGCAACACAAGGGGGGCCCCCCCUGGACUCAGCCGGGGCUCUACGGACCCCCGGGAGGAGGUCAGGACCCCCCCGGGUCGUCGUGGCUCGAGUCUCUCACGGGCGGCGGCGGUGGCGGCGGCGGCGGCCUCUACCCCGGGGUCGGGAUGGGGUCCCCGCAGGGUUCCCUGGCUCCCUACGGGCUGGCGUGCCGGCCGGGGGGAUGCGGACCCGCGCCGGGACUCCUGCAGGUCGGCUCUGACGGAAUGAGCGUGGGCCGCUUCGACGCGGAGUCGCUGCUCUUCCGUGGGGUCGUCGCCGAGACCCCGGACCCCGUGCUGGGGUCUCACGGGGACCCCUACCCCGAGCACAAGGGGGACCUGGCGGGCCCGGACCCCGGAGAGGAGAGCCGGGCACGGCUACAAGCGAGCGACCCGUCGGCCCACUGGCUGCACGCGCGAGCGGGCCGCAAGAAGCGCUGCCCCUACUCCAAGCAGCAGACGCUGGAGCUGGAGAAGGAGUUCCUCUUCAACAUGUACCUGACGCGGGACAGGCGCUACGAGGUGGCGCGCGGUCUCAACCUCACCGAGAGGCAGGUGAAGAUCUGGUUCCAGAACCGGCGCAUGAAGCUCAAGAAGAUGAAGAGAGAUAAAAGUGAUGAUCUGUAAACAACAACAAAGGGCCCACGCCGUCGUGCGGCGCUCACUCCGCACUCACUCUCCACUGCUACCCUCGACGAUGAUGAUGAUUAUGGUGGUGGUGAUGGCGAGGAGGAGGAGGGCGGCAAAGGCGCGGCUCUGCAAUUGCAGGGCUCGAGACACUGCUGGUGGAAGGGCCUAACACCCGCGCCAGUAGCUCUAAGAGAGCGAGAGAGAGACCCGCCAGGGAGGGCAUGUGCGCGUGUUUUGGCCUAGGCUUCCACAUCUUAUAAGGCGUGGGAGUUACCCACACUUUGUCCCAACACACGCAACCUGCCGAUCGACUAACUAUGGCGAACCCGUUUGUAGAAGACUGCUGGAUGGAGAGGGUUGGGGGGGGGGGUUAAGAAACUCCCUUUAACUGCCGCGUCCGGAGAUAGAACCGCACCGAAUCGCACUGGAUUUGCAAGUCCACACUGCGCGACAACCAACCAUUACACCACACAGCAGCGUUCCGGUAUGAUCCUCGUUGUCCAUAUACCGUAAUGACACGGAUUUAGUACGACUGUUAUCAACUGCAAUUGCAAUUAGCGAUACGGCAAAUUACAUUCUGAGCGUUAUUCUCAUGGGGGCCCUUCUAAGAGCAGCGCGCGAGCCAGGCAGUUGCAAGUGCUGCUCCUUUGCCACCUGCUUGUAAUUGAUAUUAAUAGUCGUAGUUUUAUUGUUGUGGUUGCCGUUGUUGUUGACGAGUAGAGUGCUGAAACUACUGUCGCUGUUUGUUUUGUUUACCUGAUCUCGACUAACUUAUUCCGGCGUGUCUACGAGUGGCCUGCGCGAGUCGUCUGUGGCGCGGGGAGCGGUGGCGCAGUGGUUAGCGCACUGCGUUCCCACCAGCCCGCGGCGACGCGAGUUCCCCUUCUUCCCCGGUCAGGAUUGACGCGAGUGGCGCGACUGAUGUCUGAACCGAGCAUGGGCCACCCCUACGUCGACUCAGCCUUAAACGAGUAUAUGUGGAUGUGUGAUUCUGUGUGUUUAUGUUUGAGUAUAUGUGUGCCUGAGUCUGUAAGUGCAUACGUCUACGUGUGCGUGUUUGAAUGUGUUAGUGCAAGUGCGAGUCUCUGUGUGCGGGAGUUUUUGUGUAAGUAUGCGAGUUUGUGUGCGUGAGUCUGCGUGUGCGCGUGUCUGUGUGUAAAUGCAAGAGUGAGUCUGUGUGCGCCGGAGUCUGCGUGUGUA
Petromyzon marinus (sea lamprey) is the source of this 2516-nucleotide messenger RNA. RefSeq lists its product as uncharacterized. The record is from RefSeq and is a predicted model, not a curated record. Gene Ontology annotation, biological process: regulation of transcription by RNA polymerase II. Gene Ontology annotation, molecular function: DNA-binding transcription factor activity, RNA polymerase II-specific; RNA polymerase II cis-regulatory region sequence-specific DNA binding. Gene Ontology annotation, cellular component: nucleus. NCBI's taxonomy places the organism in Eukaryota, Metazoa, Chordata, Hyperoartia, Petromyzontiformes, Petromyzontidae.